GCCCGGUCCGGAUUCCCUGGAAGAUUGUGAGUGCGCGAGAGUGAGGGAGCGAGCGCGGGGCUGGACGGCGCUUCAGCCAUAUUCCACACCUCUAGCCAAGGCUCCGGUCGAGAAAAGGCAGCUCAAAAGCUAUAAAAGAAACUGGAGCUGACAAAAUAAAGAACGCGAAUUACACAGUGCGGGAUUUUGCGGUGAUUUGCUCGGAUUAAUUGGCACUCCGGAUUGCGGCGAGCGGACGACGGCGCUGAGCCUGAAAAGGGGCGCAAACGACGAGACGAAGUAGUGCAAGUGCCUGUUUUUUGGCGGAAGGCGCAGACCGAGGCCGAUGGGAGCAGCUGGUCGUCCGGUACGGGGAGAAGGAGCGUGAUGGCGGCGGGAGCGCUGCCGAACAACGGGGUCGAGGCCACAGAGUGCCCCUUUAACAAGAUGUCGGGUUCGUUGUAGCUGAAGGAAUCAGUGCGGGAUUUCAGCGGCGCUCCACCUCGGACUCAUAAGCCGCAGUUUUGUAGUGUUUGUUGUUUUCGCCCGGGACUCGAGGAGGAGAAGCAGGAGGACAAGGAAGGAGAGAAGCAAGCAGGGGCCGAGCUGUCGGAGCUCCUCGCGGGAAUAUAUUUGUUUUCUGAAUAUUUCAGUGUCAUUUCUGAAGCGACUCUCUAAGACUAAGUCUUAGUUCUGCGGGCGUCGGCCAGUCAACAUGUCGGCCAAGGUGAGGCUGAAGAAGCUGGAGCAGCUGCUCCUGGACGGCCCGCGGGAGGCCGAGGGCCGCCUCAGCGUGGAGACCCUGCUGGACCUGCUGCUGUGCCUGUACCACGAAUGCAGCAACUCGCCGCUGCGGCGCGAGAAGCACGUCUCCGAGUUCCUCGAGUGGGUGAAACCAUUCACCACAACUCUGAAGGAGAUGCGGCUGCAUAGAGAUGACUUUGAGAUGCUCAAGGUGAUUGGCAGGGGGGCUUUUGGAGAGGUUGCAGUGGUGAAGAUGAAGAACACGGAGAGGGUGUAUGCCAUGAAAAUCCUCAAUAAAUGGGACAUGCUGAAGAGGGCUGAAACAGCGUGUUUCCGUGAGGAGCGGAAUGUGCUCGUGCAUGGAGAUUGCCAGUGGAUCACCACACUGCAUUAUGCCUUCCAGGAUGACAACUACUUGUAUUUGGUGAUGGACUACUAUGUUGGUGGGGACCUGCUAACGCUGCUCAGCAAGUUUGAAGACCGCCUUCCAGAGGACAUGGCCAGGUUCUACGUGGCCGAGAUGGUUCUAGCGAUUCAUUCCAUCCAUCAACAGCACUAUGUGCACAGAGACAUAAAGCCGGACAAUGUACUGCUAGACAUGAAUGGACAUAUUCGUUUGGCUGACUUUGGAUCCUGCCUGAAGAUGAUGGACGAUGGGACAGUACAGUCCUCAGUUGCUGUGGGAACCCCAGACUACAUCUCGCCUGAGAUCCUACAAGCCAUGGAGGAUGGCAUGGGGAAAUACGGACCGGAGUGCGAUUGGUGGUCAUUGGGCGUCUGCAUGUAUGAGAUGCUGUAUGGCGAAACGCCCUUCUAUGCCGAGUCCCUGGUGGAGACCUACGGAAAGAUCAUGAACCAUGAGGAGCGUUUCCAGUUCCCCUCCCACAUCACGGACGUAUCAGAGGAUGCCAAGGACCUGAUCCAGCGACUCAUUUGCAGCCGUGAGCGGCGCCUGGGCCAGAAUGGUAUUGAUGACUUCAAGCGGCAUCCUUUCUUCUGUGGCAUCGACUGGGAUAAUAUCCGGAGCACUGAGGCACCUUACAUUCCUGAUGUCAGCUCCCCCUCUGACACCUCCAACUUUGACGUGGAUGAUGACGUGCUUAAAAACCCGGAUGUGGUGCCCCCUGUGUCGCAUACAGGCUUUUCUGGGCAGCACCUUCCCUUUGUUGGGUUCACCUACACCACGGAUAGCUGCUUCUCUGACUGUGGGAGCUUGAGGCGGGCUGCAGUAGAUGGUGCUGGCCAGGCGGGCAAUGCCCAGCAGGAUGUGGGAAGCAGCCCACAGGUUGAGGCCUUUGAGCGGCGCAUAAAGCGACUAGAGCAGGAGAAGCAAGAACUGAGCCGCAAGCUGCAAGAGGCCGUACAGUCCCUCCAUGGUUCAGCGCGUGGGGUGGGAACUGUUGGGAGAGACAAGGAGAUUAAGAAGCUAAAUGAGGAAAUAGAGCGGCUCAAAAAGAAGUUGUCAGAUUCUGACCGCCUGGAACACCAUCUGGAGGAAGCUGUGACGCUUCGCCAGGACUACGAGACCUCCUCCACCAAGCUGAAGGCCCUGGAAAAACAAGUGAAAGCACUACGGCAAGAGAAGGAGGACAUUCACAAGCAACUGGCUGAGUCCCUUGAGCGGCUCAAAUCCCAGACCAAGGAGCUGAAGGAGGCACACCAACAACGCAAGCUGGCUAUGCAGGAGUUCUCCGAGUUGAACGAGCGUAUGGCGGAGCUGCGCUCGCAGAAGCAGCGCCUCUCCCGCCAGCUGCGUGACAAGGAGGAGGAGAUGGAGGUGCUCAUGCAGAAGAUGGACAGCAUGCGACAGGAGAUACGCAGGACAGAGAAGGCCCGCAAGGAGCUGGAGGCGCAGCUGGAGGAUGUGAAAGCAGAGGCCUCCAAGGAGCGCAAACUUCGCGAGCACAGCGAAAUCUACUCCAAGCAGCUGGAAGGCGAGCUGGAGGCACUCAAGGUGAAGCAGGGGAGCGGCCGGGUGUCUGCCUCCAACCUGGAGAGCCAACAAGAGGUUGCCAAGGUGAGGGCGGAACUCGACAAAAAGGUGGUCUUCUAUGAGGAAGAGCUGGGAAGGCGUGAGACGGCGCACUCUGCUGAGCUGAAGAGCCUCCGGAAGGAGUUGCAUGACUCAGAGGGCCAGCAGCUGGCACUGCACAAGGAGCUCCUGGUGCUCAAGGACAAGCUGGAGAAAGCAAAGCGUGAGCGGCAGAGCGAGAUGGAUGAAGCGGUGGGAGCACUGAAGGAGAAGUACGAGCGUGAGAGGAUCAUGCUUACCGAGGAUAACCGCAAAUUGACUGGAGAGACCGACCGGUUGAGCACCUCUGUGGACAAACUGAAAGCCCAGAACAGGCAGCUGGAGGAUGAGCUGCAGGACCUGGCUGCCAAGAAGGAGAGCGUGGCCCACUGGGAGGCUCAGAUUGCAGAGAUCAUCCAGUGGGUGAGUGACGAGAAGGAUGCCCGAGGCUACCUUCAAGCCCUUGCCUCCAAGAUGACAGAGGAGCUGGAGUCAUUGCGCAGUUCGAAUCUGGGCUCCAGACCCAUGGACCCUUUGUGGAAGGUACGACGUAGCCAGAAGCUGGACAUGUCGGCCCGGCUAGAGCUGCAGUCUGCACUUGAUGCAGAGAUCCGGGCCAAGCAGCUGGUGCAGGAGGAACUGCGUAAGGUGAAGGCUGCCAACAUCUCCUUCGAAAGUAAACUGAAGGACUCGGAGGCCAAGAACCGGGAGUUGGCAGAGCAGUUGGAGGCCCUCAAGAAGGAGAUGGAGGACAGUCGCUCUCGAACAGACAAAGGGUUGAAACUGCCAGACUUCCACGACUCCAUCUUUGAGUACUUCAACACCUCCCCACUUGCCCGUGACCUGACGUUCAGAGAUUCUGUCUCUUCCUCGUCGGCAUCCUCCCUACUAGCAUUUUGGGAUGAAACCAGCUCCGUUACUGAGCUGGAUUCCACACCCAAAAAGGCGGACAUCCCCUCGUCCCCUUCAGCACAAGAACAGGAUGAGGCAGAUAAAACACCCUCUGCUGCUCCAGUGACCACCCCCCUUGUGUACCAGUCAUCACUGUUAACAGCACCAAAGCCCAAAGCUCACCAACUGAGCAUCAAGACCUUUUCCAGCCCCACCCAGUGCACCCACUGCAGCUCACUUAUGGUGGGCUUGAUCCGCCAGGGUUAUGCAUGCGAAGUGUGUUCCUUUAUCUGCCACGUCUCCUGCAAGGACAAUGCUCCACAGGUUUGUCCCAUCCCCCCAGAGCAGGCUAAGAGGCCCCUGGGCAUCGAUGUGCAGCGAGGGAUUGGUACAGCAUACAAAGGCUUUGUCAGGAUCCCUAAGCCCACAGGGGUGAAGAAGGGCUGGCAGCGAGCCUAUGCCGUGGUGUGUGACUGCAAGCUCUUCCUCUAUGAUGUACCUGAAGGGAAGUCUACACAGCCCGGUGUGGUGGCCAGUCAGGUGCUGGACCUCAGAGAUGAAGAGUUUUCUGUGAGCUCUGUCUUGGCGUCUGAUGUGAUCCAUGCCACCCGCAAAGAUGUCCCUUGCAUAUUCAGGGUGACAUCCUCAAUGCUGAGUUCACCAGCGCGUACAGCAUCGCUGCUGAUUUUGGCAGAGAGUGAAGCGGAGAAGAGGAAGUGGGUGGGCAUCCUGGAGGGCCUGCAGAGCAUCCUGAGCAAGAACCAGCUAAGGAACCGGCCUGUGCAUGUGCUGCAUGAGGCCUACGACAGCAACUUGCCUGCUAUCAAGAGCACGCUAUCUGCUUCUAUCGUGGACCGUGAGCGUAUUGCCCUGGGCACUGAGGAGGGCUUGUAUGUUGUGGAGGUUACCAGAGAUGUGAUUGUGCGAGCAGCUGACUGUAAGAAAGUGCACCAGAUUGAGCUGAUCCCCAAAGAGAAGAUGGUGGUUCUUCUGUGUGGGCGCAACCGACAUGUACACCUCUACCCCUGGGGGGCACUAGACGGUGCUGAGGGAAACUUCGACGUUAAGCUAGCAGAAACUAAGGGCUGCCAGGCACUCACCACGGGUAACUUGCGGCCUGGUGGCCCCGCCUGCCUCCUGGCAGCUGUCAAGCGCCAAGUAUUAUGCUACGAGUUAACCCGUGCCAAGCCACACCACCGCAAGCUGUGGGAGGUGCAGGCCCCGGGUGUGGUGCAGUGGCUGGGGAUUGUGCGCGAGCGCCUCUGCGUGGGCUACCCAUCUGGCUUUGCCCUGCUUGCCAUGCAGGGUGAGUCUUCACCUGUCAGCUUAGUGGCACCUGGAGAUCCAUCGCUCUCCUUCCUUAGCCAGCAGCCACUAGAUGCUCUGCAUGCAGCUGAGGUUGGGAACAGCGAGGUCCUGCUGUGCUUCAGCCAGCUUGGUGUCUAUGUGGACCAGCAGGGUCGACGCUCGCGUGCCCAGGAGCUCAUGUGGCCAGCCACGCCCAUCGCCUGCAGCUCGAACCUUUCUUACCUGACUGUUUAUAGUGACUACGGUAUUGACGUCUUUGACAUGAAUACCAUGGAGUGGGUCCAAACCGUAUGUUUAAGAAAAAUCCGGCCUCUAAAUGUGGAGGGCAGUCUUAAUCUGCUGGGUUCUGAGCAGCCUCGACUCGUCUACUUCAGCAAUCGUGCCACAGAGGCCUCUGACCUUGCAGUCCCAGAGACCUCGGACAACAGCAAGAAGCUAAUGGUGCGGACACGCAGCAAAAGGAAGUUCCUCUUCAAAGUGCCCGAGGAGGAGCGUCUGCAGCAGAGGAGGGAGAUGCUGAGAGACCCAGAGUUGAGGUCCAAGAUGAUCUCCAAUCCCAUCAACUUCAACCACGUGGCCCACAUGGGCCCUGGUGACGGCAUGCAGGUUCUGAUGGACCUCCCUCUGCAGAGUGAAAUUCCCUCCCCCUCAUCCUCUCGACACCAUGCUCUGAUAUCUCCUCCAACCAACUUUGAGCACGUCUAUCACAUGAGCCCUAUCUCUGCAGAAAUUUAUCUCCAGAAAGAGCCUUCUUCCCUGCAAGGCCUGUCUCAGCUCUCCUCCUGUUCCUCCUCUCCCUCCACCUCCUCCUUAGGAAGGAGUGUGGUUCCGCCCUCCCAGGAGGACUCAGGGAAGGAGAGAGUGCGUCCAGUCUCCAGCAUUUCCAGGCAACAAAAGAGCAAGACCUACAUCACACGCACUGCCUCAGGAUCUGGAGACAUUAGUGGAGGUAUAUCAUCCAGGCACAUCUCUGAUCCUGACCAAGACUUGGAAAGAGAGCCGGACUCAGACUCCACAAAGCACUCAACCCCCUCCAACAGCUCCAACCCCAGUAGCCCGCCGAGCCCCAACUCACCCCACCGCAGCCAGCUCACCCUGGAUGGGCUCGACCAUGCCACCUUCGAUGCCUGACUCUACACGGCGGCCUCCGCCACUUCGGCCAACCACAUGCCCCUGCCACCCAUUCCUCUUGAACUUGUUUUGCUGCAGAGUGCCAAGAAAACGUUCACUGUUGCUCCUGCCCUUGUAUCCCUUCGCCCCUCUAGUCCAUUGUAAUUUUGUACAUUCCCUGUCCAGGCCAAGUGCAGCUCUUCCCACCAUGUACCCGGCACACCAAGGAGCUGUCGAUAGGUGACCAUUUGAUUGUCACUUUGUAUAAGCAGUUAUGGAGUGUAGGUUAGGAGAUGGGUGGUUUUUUUUUUUUUUUUUUUUUUUUUUUUUUUAAAGAAUUUCCUAUUUAUGCUGUGAAAUGUUAACUGCUAAAGAGGUGGUGAGUCUGUUCAGUUGCGCUGGGACCUGAUUUCUUGGCAAGCCAGAAUGGUGUUCCAGUUAACUUACACCAUUCAGUUGGGCACAUGCUAUGCUCAAACCUGGGCAGCUUGUGAAAGGGUGCCCUUUGCAGGUGAGGAAGAGGUAUUUUUAGCUACAGGGUUAAAAAAAAAAAAAAAAAAGUCCAUCAUUAGAUUACAAGAGUUUUUACCCACAGUUAUUUUUAAUUUUUUUUUUUUUUUUUUUUUUUUACUGAUCAGUAAUUAUACAUAAGGCUACAGAAAGCUAAAUUUGCUAGUUGUGGGUGUCAAUGGAUCUGUCACUUGAGGGUGUCAAAGUAAGAAUGAGAUAAAUACUAAGAUGAAAUGCCCUUACCAUAGUUUGUUUUGGAAAAAAGGAAAAUCUUUGUUUUUAAAUGUACAGUAUAUGUUGAGAUGUUUGGGAGGUCUGCACAGGAUGUAACUGUCUCCAAGGAGCAAUGAAUUUAUUCCUAUAAUCUGUGAUAUCCCUUCCUCUCAUGGGACAGAUAGCGAAAAAACAAAUGUCAUGCUCCUUUUGGCACAAGAAAUUGUACUGCUUCUGGGGACAGUUGUAGAGUUUAAGUAAAGAUUAGUGUUUCACGCUCUAAACCUUCACCUUUGCAGCAGUCUACUGUAGGUGAAAUGCUGCUCAUUACCAAACAAAAUGCAAAAUGGCUGCCCAUUAUAUUAGGAGCUUAAUCAAAACUAAUCUCAACUCAUAAAGUCAGCAUUACUCCUAGAAAUUUUUACUGUUCUCAAGCUGCUGCUUCUUUUGGUUACCUUUUUAAAGAAAUGCAUGAAGAACCAACUCACAAAAUCCCUCCGCUUCACCCUUAUAGAUGUAUCAAACUUACAGGAACAAUGUUGCACAGGAUGGUUGGCUCCUGUGUGCAAUGCAGCCAUUUCUCUGCCUGUCCAGCAGGUGGUGCAGUUUCAUGUAUAUUUUACUCUGUGUAUUAUAAAUUGAUUCCAGAUGUUUGUGACUAUUUCAGUACAGACACAUAUAAUUUAAGGCCAUUGUUGGCAUAUCCUGUUUGUCACUCGUGUGCCUUCAGUGCCAUUUUAUAAGACCAUAUGACAUCAGUUCGAUACUUGCAUAAUAUAUCUUAACAUUAUGGGCUAAUAGUAACAUACUGCAAAUGGUGGUUGUUUUUUCCAGUUUCAGAAACACUGUACCAAACUUGCACAUUUUUAUUAGUUUACGGAACUUAAUUUUGUCAUGUCACCAUAAUCUGUUUUUAUUUUCCCCUUUCUCUGUUCAGCCUCUGGAAAUACUUCAUUUGUCAAAACACUACUGCUUUUUUAAAUCACAUGUUGAAAUCUUUGUAAUUAUUGAAUUGUGAACAGGUAUUUGAAUAGGCAAUAAAAAGAGGGAGGUACAUGUUGCCAUUA
This is a messenger RNA of Scleropages formosus (Asian bonytongue), 7833 nucleotides long. It is a transcript of the gene cdc42bpb, whose product is annotated as CDC42 binding protein kinase beta (DMPK-like). The transcript is spliced from 38 exons. Lineage: Eukaryota; Metazoa; Chordata; Actinopteri; Osteoglossiformes; Osteoglossidae. Gene Ontology annotation, cellular component: cytoplasm; cytoskeleton. The coding region runs from base 695 to 6064 and encodes 1789 amino acids. The record is from RefSeq and is a predicted model, not a curated record. Gene Ontology annotation, molecular function: ATP binding; protein serine/threonine kinase activity. Gene Ontology annotation, biological process: peptidyl-threonine phosphorylation; actomyosin structure organization.